AUGCUGCCUUGGUUGCACGCGCCGGUUCAGCGCUUUGGCACGCUUAGCCUCUGCCUGCUGCUGUGGCUGUGGCAGCUGGUGGACUUGGCGCCUCUCACUUACUGCCGCCGCCAUGGUGUCUAUCGCAGCCAUCGGUUGAUAACUUCGGGAGCCCUGUUCAAGUUGGUUGGUCUGUGGAUAGUUGCGCCGCUGCUCUUUCGCCUGACUAUGGCGCUGUACGGGACCACGAAUGUGGCGCAUAGUGAUCUGUUCACGACCAUUGCGGAGCUGACCAUGGCCAGUGAUAUGAUUAUCUCGCUGGUGCUACUGGGGGCUCACAUCUGGCGGCGCCGGCACCUGGCUAAGCUGUUGAACGGUGUGGUGCGUCUAGAGCUGCAUCGGCAGGGGCUGCGGCGUCCACAGCUGCUGCUGCUGCUGUGGGCCAAACUGCUGCUCUCCUCGUACGAGCUGCUCUGCAACGUUCCCUUCCUGCGCCGCCACGCGCGUCUUCUGGCCUGGUGGCGUCUGCUCGCCUAUGCUGCCCAGCAGUAUGUACAGCACCUGAGCACCGUCUACACCAAUGGCAUCUUUGCCCUCCUGCUGCUGAUGCUAACUGGCCUGGGGAGGCUGGAGCAGGACUGGCAGCAGUACGAGGGAGAUCGCUCCGAGCGCCGACGUCUGCUGCGCCGCGAACGGCAGCUGCUGAAGCUGUGCGAGACGUUCGUACAAUGCUUUCAGCUGGGCAUCUUUCUCGUCCUCAUCGGACACUUUCUCAACAUUCUGGCCAACAUGUACGCCAUGCUGGACUACUUCGUGUCCCAGCACGGAGUGCCCUUGACCAUGUCCAACUACUGUCUCUUCGUCACCAUUGAGCUGUACGCCCUCGUGCUGGUCGCCUACAUGUGCCAGGCUCGGCAUGCGCGCCUUCGCGACCGUUGUCUGGAGCAGUGCUAUGUGCCCGAGCGAAUGAGUAAGCAGCAGGCCAUGCAAAGGACGCCGUUGUUUCUUCUGCCCACAUCCACUUUUCAGUUCUCGAUCCUGGGGCUCUUCGUGCUGGACAAUGAAUUCUGGCUAUUCCUCGUCUCGUAUGCCGCUGACUUUAUUGUUAUCAUACUGCAGUUUACUUUAACGAACAUUAAACGUUAA
Scaptodrosophila lebanonensis is the source of this 1125-nucleotide messenger RNA. RefSeq names its product putative gustatory receptor 89a (gene Gr89a). Bases 1 to 1125 code for a protein of 374 amino acids. Gene Ontology annotation, biological process: sensory perception of taste. The transcript is spliced from 2 exons. Gene Ontology annotation, cellular component: membrane. The record is from RefSeq and is a predicted model, not a curated record. NCBI's taxonomy places the organism in Eukaryota, Metazoa, Arthropoda, Insecta, Diptera, Drosophilidae.